GACCGUUUCUGGACGCAAACAAAACGGGGAGGGACUUUCAUGAAUUUGUCUAAUAAACUCUCGGUUUCGUUGCAAAACGCAACUGUUUUGCUAUUGAUUACACCCCUGCUUCCGGUCGCCACCACUUUGACAUGUUAUUUUGUCUACUGGCUCACACAUUAACUUCGUUUUUUUUGUAUAUAUAUAUAUCUUCUCCGUGGAUCUCCCUAUCGGCAGAUCAAAGCCACAAAUCUGUUUUGUCUCCACGGAAACGACGUGCUGUCACCUCAAAAGUGGAACAAAUAACAGAGGAACAGUCUGUGGAGCUUGCCUCCUCAACUGGCUUUUCACCUCUCCCCAGGUCCCCCUCCACAGGCUUGCCAGGAGGGACAGGGACUGAGGAAUGGCUUUCAAGGCUGGAGAUAGUUUCUUUAGACAAUCUUGCAAACACUAUGGCCACAACUAUGAAAAAGGUAAGCUUGUUCUUACAUAGUUGAAAUGUUUGUAUGGAUUGCUUCAGAGAUCCUGUCUCAGCGAGAGGGGCGCCACGUAAGUCUCUCUUUCAAAUUUCCUAAAAUGAAACCAGCAAAUACUAAAGAACUUUUGAAUUCAAUGAAUUUGCAUGUAUGUGUAAUUUGGGGAAUAGUAUUAAAUAUAAAUGUAUGUGCAUGUAUAGAGACUGGGUGAAUAGGCGAUGUGAACUUUGCUUGUGUUAGGUGUUAAGCGGAGUGGGCAUGCAUGCGCUCAUUCUGAUCAGACCGUUCGAAUGUGUAGCUUAAAUGAUGCGGUUGUUUGCGCAUCUGGCUGAGAUGGCUGGCUAUAAUAAGGGACAGAUAAUGUAGGUAGAAAAUCCUGUGAUACUUCUUCAAUAAAAUUAGUAGAAGGAAUGCUUGGACAGGUUACUUAUGAAUAAUGGCUCUAAAAAUAAUAGAGAACUGCAUAAAUAAGUAGUUAGGAAGCCACGAUACCGCUCUUUAAAAAAGGAACAUUUUUGAAGAGGUCUGCUUGGGUGGGAUAUUCACGGCAGAAUAGUCUGUGGGUGAAAUAUUUAGGUUGCAGGAAAAACGUUGGCCCGAUUGUGCGGCGUUCAACUGCAAAAGCAGCUUAUAUGGUUAAAACAUAAAUCAGUAGUUAAAUAAAUAUUCAUGGUUACCGCCCCGAAAGGGGGACUGUACAGGUGAAAUAUUUAGGACGUUUGCCCGAUUGUGCGGCGUUCAAAUGCAAAAGAAAUCCUGCGAAUAAAAAAUGCUCUGUCUAGCUAACGGGGUUUUGUAAUUCAGUAGGUCACGCCACAAUACUACUCUAAAAUAGAAGAAAAGAUCAGUAUUGGGGGGUUGAAUAGAAUAUGAAGACAAGCUGAUCCGAUUAGACAGUAGUCUCGUCAUAUUGUAGAAAUCUUAGUAGUCUAGGCUUAUGUAGGAGGAAGUGAAUUAAGUCAAUAAAGACAGACUGUAAGUUGUUUUGAGGUAAAAACAAAGGGAUUGAAUGAACGAAUGGAAAAAUAAAUGAAUGUAUGAAAAUAUUGUAAGAGAAUGAGUGGAUCUGUGUAAAGAUAGAACAUUAGGAAGAAAGAUAGGACAGGUUGUGUGUGUGUAGGCAGAACGGCCAGAAGAGGGAGCGCGCAGCCCUCCUGUGAAUAGAGUAUAGAGUUGUAGAAGGGUGCAGUUAACUGCUAUUAGGCAGAUGGAACGAAGUUAAGAAACAUCGAAGUAAAAUAAGUUAUAAGCAAGGAUAAAAACAAUUAUGUGAUAAAGUGGUAAGAGACCGCGGUAAAAAUAACAAAAAGGUGUCAAAACAAAUAUUAAAUAAAAAUACUUAAAAAGGCGUUAACCGAUUAGUAUAAAUACGGAUAGAGCAGUGGGUAACAAAAGAGAAAACAGAAUCGCCGAUAAAUUGAAAUUAUACUAUAAAGUUAAAAACGAAUCUAGGUUAGUUAAGAUAAAUAGUGGAAUCCAUGACACAUUAAGAAUUCAUUACAGUGAAACAAAGGAAGAGGAAAAAAAACAGGCCGUCAGUCACUCUGUGCCUACAGAAGCUACGGUCUAAAAAUAGCCUGAAGAACAGGGGAGGCUUGACUCACUAGUAAAUUGACCAUAGGAUCAAACAAUAAGAAUAUAGAGAAGAGGUAAGAAAGUAUAGACAAAAUAAAUAAAUAAAGGUAAAAGUAAGACGUUAGAUAGAGAUCUUAACGGAGCGGGCAGUGGACCUGUGUGGCUCAGUUGGUAGAGCAUGGUGCUUGCAACGCCAGGGUUGAGGGUUCAAUUCCCAUGGGGGACCAGGAUGAAUAUGUAUGAACUUUCCAAUUUGUAAGUCGCUCUGGAUAAGAGAGUCUGCUAAAUGACUUAAAUGUAAUGUAAAUGUAAUCUUAAAAAUUGAUUAGAACUGUAAUAACAAACCAAACGAAUAAAAUGAAUAAAUAAUGAUAUCUGUAAAGGAAAAAACACAGUGAUAUUUGAAGUACUGUCCUAGAAUAAGACAUUAAGUCAUCUGUAGUACUGUCCUAGAAUAAGACAUUAAGUCAUCUGUAGUAUUCAGAAAUAAUGUCUGUACUAUAUAGAGUAGGCUUCGAUAAAAGAAAUUAAGUGAUGUGACAAAUGAAUUAUUAAUUGGAAAGGAGAUUAGCUCUACCUCGGAAAAAUAGUAAAUAAAAGGUGUAUAAUACAUGGGAGUAUUUAGGAAAAAUAAAUAAAUAAUUAGUGGCAUGACAAUAAAAUGACUGUUUCCAUAAGAUAGAGAGAGAAGGACACUAUUACCUGAUAAACAGGAUGAAUAGAAUAAGGGAGGCACAGUCGCAUGGGACCAAAAUGUGAAGCUCGAUUUGCAGGCGUUCUGAUGUCAACAUUCUAUCAUCAGAAAAUACAUUGCGAUGAGGUACAAAUGUGGUUCCUCUAGUCCUCGCAGAUGUGCGGGUGAUUAGCAGAACUAUUGACAAUAUCUAAGAACGAAUAAGAAAAUAGCUCUCUGUUUUGAAUAUGGGUAUAUCGGGUAUGGGGAAAAUUAGUGUAAUGUGACACUAGAACUUAGUGCGGUAGCAGGAAAUUCCGCUAUACAAGAGUUUAUAUCCUUGUCAAAAUAACAAACAACUAAUCGGUUUGAGGUUAGUGAGAAUGGAAUUUUUUACUUGUCGGUGUGUAGUCUCUGAGCGAACAAUGAGUGUUUCAUAGAGAUUACAGUUUAUAUGUGAUCAAGAAGAAGUAUUAGAUCACGUUUGACUUGACAUCUAGUAGAGUACAGAUGGAAUUUUAAUUGUUAGGCAUUCUAUACCGUCAUUCUCUGAAAACUGUUAAAACGUUUAUGAAAUAAAAACUAUUUGCUGAUUAAAAGGUAACAUUGUGAAUAUUAACGAUAUGUAUACUUUCUUUUCCAGGAAAAAAAGGGUUUAUUUCCAAUUCAGUUUCAAAUUGGGUAUGCAGAAGGAUGGAAAUGUUUUUUGAGAAAUGUAUUUAAGUUGUUCCUAAAGAAAGGGGAGUGGAAACAUAUUAAUGGUGUCAAAAUGCCCUGAAUCCUAAGAAUUUCCUGUGAAAGACUGAUCACCUUUUACUAGAAAUUGUUGAAACAGGUGGGAUUUAAUUAUAAAAUGAUUAAAAGACACCAGACUCUAUUCAAAAUGUAUAAUUACUUUGAAAAUCUAUUAUGUCCCUGGGAAAAUUAUAAAGAUUUGUACCCUUAAAUUGAAUUACUUAUUCAAAUAGGUUGAAUUUUUAUUUGAAUUUUGAUAUAACAUGAGUUCAUAGGUAAAAUUAUCAGUUCCUUGGGGUUAUGGUCUUUGGGUAAAUACACAAAUGUGCUUUGUUCAUUCUGCAUAUAAAAAGUGUUGAAAGUUAUUCCAAAGGGUUUAUUGGAGUGUGGGUUUCUGUGAGGGGUUUUGUUGAUAAAUACAUCAUCUGUAAUUCAUCUGAGAGAUCACCAGUAGAAUAAGGGAGUUAUCAUAAAAGGUGACGACAGAAUGCUUUAAGGCAUGGGAGAGAAUAUCACCACAAGUGGGUGUGGAGCUCAAACCCACCCUGACCGACUGAAUGGUGAGGGACAACUGUGUCUGAUGACCUGUGAACUGUGUUUAAAAAUAGACAUGCUGAAAUAUAUUUGUUGGGUGAAUAAUGACUUAAAGGAAUUGAGGUACUGACCUUUUAUUAUCAGGCCACUCAUGAGAGAAAAACUGAGACUAAAGGGAUAUUGUACAAUAGAUAAUACUGGUAUUUAAAGUGUUUAGUAUAAAUGUUAAUUAUUAAAGGGAUGAUGUGUAUUGAAUAGAUAAGGUCAAAUUUGAGUUAAAGUAAACACUAAGGACUGUUAUCCUGAAUAUUGGGUUGGAAAUGUAUUUAAAAAAUAACUGUUUAGUUAUUUAGAUAUAGAACUGUUUAAAUUUAAUAGGCCUAGGGAAGCUCUGGAAACUAAUCCUGAGACAAGGAGGUUGACAAAACUUACAGAAUAUUAGAUUACAGGUUUUUUUGUUUCUUUUGUUUUAUAAAGUCAUUGUAAUUGUAAUGAUAAAAUGUAAUGUUUAAUUGAAUAAAAAGGUAGUCUGUUGUGCGAUGAUACCCAUGAAUGAAGAAGAAAGAGACCAAUAAUAACAUGGGCAUAGAAUGAAACAGAUGGACGUUUUCUCCAGGUUUAAUUACAUUACAAAUAGUGGUAAUUUAUUGCAAAUGGGUAAUUAUUAUAAUUUUUUUUCUCUUUUUCUCGUUUGGUCAAUUUAUUUUUGGUUUGAGGAACAUAAGGUUGUGUAUAUGUUCCUGAGGAGGGACUGAUACUGAUAUAAAUGAUAUAUAAAUUGACUUAAGGAUGUUUUAAGUAUGUAUCAAACAAUGGCUGUUAUGGGUUAGGGAUCUCAUAAAGGAAGGUAAUGGUAGUGAAGGGGUGUUAUUUCUAGAAACUAUGUAUAGUAAUAGAGAUAAUUCACAGAAAAGGAAAGACAGCUGGCUGUGUAAAAUAUAGGGACAAUUCUAAAGUGAAUAGAACAAUUCACAUAUGGUAAAAUGGUAAAAAGGUAAAAAUAAUAAGUGGUGGCAUUUUGAACAUUAGAGCAAAAGUUUAAGAAACUUAUGACUUAGUUUUGUUAGGAUUGGAUAUUAAUCCAACUGGAAGACACUUGACUGAUUAUAUGUUAUUUUACAGCAGUUGCUGUAGGGACCAUCAUUUGACUAUCAUUAUGAAUAUUUCUGUGGCAGGAGGCCAGGUAUUUGAGGCAGAAUGGAUACAUAGGGCUGUUAUUAAAAAUUAAGAUUUAGUGAUCUUGCUAAUGUUGUCAGGAAAUAACCCAUGUGUUAGUGUGUAUGUCCUCAGGAAAAAACAGCCAGAAAUGGAAGGGCUUGGGCUGCAUUCUGGAGACUGAGUGUACAUCAAGAUACACCAGGCUGGUGGUAUACUUCUUACAACACUGCAGUGGUAAAGUUCUUCAUGUCUCUCUUUGGUGGGUACAUAAGUCUCACGAGAAUUGAGGUCCAGCUGAAUAAGGGGUGAGCUUGAAAACACCAUGACAGAGGACGUGGAAUCAGAGAGAGAGAGAGAGAGACUAGAUUCCACUAUAGACAUACUGGGUUGAGUUUGGGGGCUACUAUAGACAUACUGGGUUGAGUUUGGGGCUACUUGUUUCCUUUUUUUUAAUGCAUCAUGUGAAAAAGAAUAGAUGAUAGGAUAUUAUACUCUAAACAAACAUGUUAAAGGAAUUGAUGUGAAAGCAUAUAUAGUGUUGAAUUACGUCAAGAAGAGAUAAUGUUGAUUAAGGUUAUGCACAUGAUUAUCAGUUAAAAUGGAGCCGAUGGGAAACUAAGUAAAAAAUGACAUGAUUUGGGAACACCUCUCAGAACCUGGGGCCGAAAGGGGAAGACUGGGUGGAAGCAUGAGGAAGCUUUUUAGGGCUUUUAUUUUUGUGGAGUCCAGCAGAAAAGUAUCCUGGAGGCAUAGAGUCAGGUAAAGAGAGAGUGGGAAUUGUCAUGGUCUCAGAUUUCAGUUUUCAUGAAUAUGUUUAUGCAUAACACAUAACAUUGUCAAUGCUGUUAUGUUUUGUUUGUCGUUUUCCAAGUCUUAUGUUUAGGAAACCAGAAGGAGAGGGGUUCCCCAGCUUCAGCUGGAAUGUCAGUUUGUUGUGUGAUGAGUGAUGGAAGUAAGAGGAUGUAUGGUGCAAUCAUAGAACAGAGGCCAUAAGUCUCUAAGUAUGAAUGCCUCACAGAAAGAAGGCAGAAACCUGAACCAGGACGAGAGGUUCUGCGUCUGAUGAUCCAAGGGGACCAGAAGGACCUCUCCAGUGAUACCAGGAGAUCUAGUCCACAUUCGAGGGAUCCGGAGGAAGUGGGAUCAACAGAGGAGAGAUGGACCCUAUGAGGUGGCCAAAGCAACAAGAACGGCCGUCCAAGUGAAAAGAAGCCAGACGUGGUACCAUCUGAACCACUGCAGCUGAGUCCCAACGGAGAGAAGAAUACAACCACAUAGAGAUGAGGACACAGAGGAUGCUGAUUCACCAGGAGGGAGCCCGGAGGGAGCAAGAGCAGCGGAAACGAUUGAGACGCCAGGGAGGAGCCAAGAAAACAGCAAAUCAACUGAAAGCCAAAAUACGACACGUGCACCGACUAAUGCACCCAGAAGAGGAGGAGAGGCCUCACAAUGAACAGAAUGAGAACAUCUUUUCCCUAAAAAUUGAAACCCUUCCAGAUGGAAGCUAAGUCCGGCCUGAGGAGGGAGCCUCAGGUGAAGAAAGAGGAGGAAAAGUCCCGCAAGCUGAAGAAAAUGGGGAUUACCCCACAAUUGACUUUUAAACUUUUGAAUGGCCUCCUUUACAGACAAUUGAUGUUAGAACAACAAAAGAAUAAUGACAUUGACAUAACAGAAGUAACAGUGAAUGCUAGUAUAGAAACAACAGACUAAUGCACAAUCAAGAUGUAUGGUGGGAGCAGGAAGAGAAGAAUGUAAUCAGCCGAACAAUCCAAAAAGACUGACAAGGUUAGAAUCUCUGUUCCACCUCAACUUAUAACAGGAGCAGGAGAACUGAAGUCUAUCUCAAUCAUAAGGAUCAAACCCUUACCGGAGAUGGCACUCUGUGGAUGGACACAUCACCAAACAAAGGGACAAGUCGUUUGAGGAUCUGAAAGGAUGUGACCUGACAUUAAUCAAAGAAAAAGACGAGAGGGUGCUCAUCAUGAAUCAGAUUGAACCAGUUGAAGGUGAAGAAUUAAUAGUUGAAAUAACAAGAACAACAGUGACCGAAGGGAGUAGCACCACGGUCAUUAAGAUUGAUCCCACCCCUGCACAUGAACAGGAAGAACCUGUGACAACAACAAGGGUGGCGGCUGCUGUGACGACCACAGUAGCUAUCACUAGAUGACAUCGACUGUCCUUACCAAGCAGACCACCGUACCCACAAAGCAACCUGAGACAUCAGUCAGGAGAGUUUUUUUUACUGACAUUUGGAACUUUCUGAUAAACUCUAAUGAUCUACCUCAAGAUAAGAACAUUGAAAAAGCAACAGAAUUAGAUAUAUCAGAAUCAGAACCACUCAAGGACACCACACGAGAAGAAGUAGUGAAGAAGGAGUGAUACGAAUGGGCUAAGUAUAUGGCAAACAGACACAGAAUGGACAAUUGUAUUUUAUGAAGAAAAUCACCUUUGUCUGAUCUUUUAAUAGUCUCUGAACCAGCAUCAUGUAAAAACUGUGUAAGUUGGAAAAAUGACUAUUGUACCAAUAGAAAGUAUUCUAUUCCCUUGUGUGACAUAAAAUGUAGGAUUGCUCUGGGUAAGCACUAGGGGUAAAACUAUGUUGAAUGAGACCAUGCUGGGAGACAAUGAUUGUGUUGCCUAUAACAUUAGAACUGAAUUAAAUGUACCUCAAUUAGACAGAGGUACCAUGGUUAAAGGAAAAUAUGAAUGUUUUUACAGACACCACACCGAAGGAAUUGAUGUAGGAAACACCACUGUAGAAAUGAUACUAUUUGGGUGUUAGAGAAUGUGGGAGUUCGUAAAAGUAAUGAUAAAGGGUUGAUUAUGAAUAGAAAAGGGUUGUGUGGUCACAUAACUCAGGUUGCGCCAUCUCUUACUAUGUUGAAAAAUCAAGACAGAGGUAUUGCUGAUUGUUCUUUCCACACAUCCAGAAACUAACUGUUGAAUGUAUUGUCUGAUGGAUGGAUUGGUCUUUGUGCCUUAGUUAGAGCAAUUAAAUAGGUUACUAUUAUUACAUCACCCCAUGAUGACUAUGUUAAACCUAGAGUUAAAAGGGCUUAUGAGAAGGAUCCUGAGGUAUACCUUAAUGCAAUUGGACUGCUUAGAGGUGUACCUAGGGAGUUCAAGACAAGAGAUGAAGUUAAAUCAAGAUUUGAAUCUAUAUUUUUGUGGAAAACACCUAAUAAAAAAUUAGAGUGGAUUAAUUAUAUAUACUAUAACCAACAGAGAUUCAUUAACUAUACUGACUCGGCUCUAACGGCGUUGGGGGAACAGGUACAGGCUACCAGUAAAAUGACUUGGCAAAAUAGACAGGCUCUCAAUUGGCUCUUAGCGGAGAAGGGUGGAGUUUGUGUCAUGUUGGGGAUGGCUGUUGCACCUUUAUUCCCAAUAUUGCUAUGGCCAAACUCAAAGGAUUACGAGCAGAAGUAAAGGCUAAUGCUGGUUUAGACUCUCAUGUAUGGGAUUGGUUGGACCUAGCGUUAGGAAAGUGGGGAGCCAUGUUUGUUAGGAUGGCCAUCAUGUUGGGAGGAGGGUUAUUGGCUCUGGGUAUUGUAUUUUGUUGUGUUAUACCCCUGGUAAAGUCAAUUGUGGUUCAGACAACAGUUAAACAGAUGUCUGUAAGGAGAGAUGACCCUCCUGUGGUGAUUGAUCCUGUACCGAGAAGCCCAGGCAAUUAUACCAAUAAGUAUGGAAAGCCUUGCAAUGCGGUUGGAGGACCUCUUGACUGCCCCUUUAGUAACCCUAACUGUCUCUAUGAAGUGAUUGGGGGGGUGGUCAUGCGUGUCACGAUUUUCGUAAGGAUGGUUUCCAUGUAUAUGUUCAAUUACCCAGUUCAGAUGUAUGUUUACUUAUACAUGUCCGCAAAAAGUGUAAUUUGCGUCACAAUUGCAAGUGGUGUACAAAAAUUGAUGAGGAUGGUCAUAACCAUCACCCGGAACCUUUUUCCUGUGCCAAGUGUUAAAGAGGAGAUUGUCUUAUUUGUCAGGAUGAGGACUGUGCUCCUAGAUAAUGGGGUUUUAGCAUUUUUAUUUGGCCUGAUGCUUUGUGUUCUUUGUAUGUUUCUUUGAAUUUUUAGAUAUAUAUCGAUGAACAUAUAUAUUUUCUUUUCCUUUAAGUUAGUUUUGCCUUCUAAAAAUAGGAUCAUUUUACGAACACAUGUUAGGUAAGAGGGUAUUCCGGUUACAAGUGUCUAUGGACCAUGUCCUUAAUCUUCUUAACAAAGGUUGGUAUCAUUGAUAUCACUUUAUUAGAGAGGUGUCUGCGAGGGAGGAUUAUGUUGACAUGCUUAAAUUUAGAAUGAUGUGUCAAUUUUCUUUUGUAACUGCAUGUAGGUCUUUGAUUUUCUCAUAUUCAAUUUAGUAUUAUACUCAUUGUAUUUUAUUUUCAUUUUUAAAUUUUCACAUAACUGAGAACUUCAGGCAAGGCUAGGUACCUACAUGCUCAUGUUUUUUCAAAAAUGUAAUAUAUUAAUCUUUUUAAUUUUAUACUAAAUUAGAUCUUUUACUCUUAUGAAAACUGGAGAUGUUUGGUCUAGUUAGGUUUUCAUUAAUGUUUCUAAUUGGAUCUUUUACUCCUAUUUUAGUUUUAAUCAUUUGGAGAUGUUUGGUCCAGUUGGUUUAUGUGUUUUAUUCUGUUUUUGUAUUUUCUUGUUUAUCAUAGGUAUUCUCGUUUACUGUCCCAAAGUCAUAUUUGUAUAUUUUAUGUGGCUAUUUAGCCCCAGAGGUGGGAUUGUAGGAGAAAAAAUAGACACAUGGAUAACAUAUAAAGACAUAAGAUAGCUGAACAGUAAAAUAACAUACAUGUCAGACAGAUAGGCGCCUAAAGCAAUUGGACACUAGACAUAUAGUCUGACCAUUCCAUUAAGUACAUACAUGUCAGACACAUAGGCGCCUAAGGAAAUUGGACACACUAAGGAUAGGGGAGAACAGAACAAAGAGUGCAUUGAUUUAUGGGUGAAGGGAAGGGACACGGGGUCUGCUGACACACUGGGAUAGAGGGUCCGGCCACCAUGAUAAACUAAUUGAAAGCAGAUGGUGGUGAAUGACUUCAUAAGGGAUGGGCAUAAGACUAUGUGGAUAUAAAAUGUUGGAGCCGGGGCUGGGAAGGUGUGUGUUCCGCGGGACAUUCCAGCUGGCUAUACAAUUGUAAUAAAAGCAUGUUUUGAUUUCACAAGUUCUGAUAAAGCGUUAUAUUUGAACCGAUUUUCCACGACAGAGGAAAAAGGGGGAAGCUUGCAAGCUGAAGAACACCAUCCCAACCGUGAAGCACGGGGGUGGCAGCAUCAUGUUGUGGGGGUGCUUUGCUGCAGAAGGGCUACGUCACAAAACAUACGUCACAAAACAGAUGGCAUCAUGAGGUAGGAAAAUUAUGUGGAUAUAAUUGAAGCAACAUCUCAAGACAUCAGUCAGGAAGUUAAAGCUUGGUCCAAAUGGGUCUUCCAAAUGGACAAUGACCCCAAGAAUACUUCCGAAGUUGUGGCAAAAUGGCUUAAGGACAACAAAGUCAAGGUAUUGGAGUGAUCAUCACAAAGCCCUGACCUCAGUCCCAUAAAAAAAUUGUGGGCAGAACUGAAAAAGUGUGUGCGAGCAAGGAGGCCUCCAAACCUGACUCAGUUACACCAGCUCUGUCAGGAGGAAUGGGCCAAAAUUCACCCAAAUUAUUGUGUGGAAGCUUGUGGAAGGCUACCUGAAAUGUUUGACCCAAGUUAAACAGUUUAAAGGCAACGCUACCAAAUACUAAUUGAGUGUAUGUAAACUUCUGACCCUCUGGGAAUGUGAUGAAAGAAAUAAAAGCUGAAAUAAAUCAUUCUCUCUACUAUUAUUCUGACAUUUCACAUUCUUAAAAUAAAGUGGUGAUCCUAACUGACCUGAGUUUAAAUGUAUUUGGUUGGCUAAGGUGUAUGUAAACUUCCGACUUCAACUGUAUGUGUGCGUGUAUAUAUGCAUGUUCCUGUGUGUGUGUGUGUGUGUGUGUAGUCAAGGGGAAGGCAAAGAAGGCCAAGCGAGCGUGUGCUGUGGAGCCACUGCUGGAAGGGGAUGAGCUUUGUGACACAACUGGCAGGAAAUGGAGGCUGGUGAAACUGUUGAGUCAGAGCGAUGCAGAGAUGUUCUAUGGAGUCCAGCAGAAUGGGCAAGGUGCCAAUUCCAGUGACUACAAGCACAUCCUCAAACUAGGGGCUAAGGACGGGAAGAUGUUUAAUGAGCAAAAUUUCCUGCAGAGAGCUGCCAAGCCCUCAUCUGUGGACAAGUGGAUAAAGCAUGCCAAGAUGGACUUCCUUGGGAUUCCUUCCUGUGUCGGAUUUGGUCUCCAUGCAGACUCCUACAGGUUUUUGAUUUUCUCCAGCAUGGGCCAAACUCUUCAGUCUUUCAUGGAUGAGGGGGAGGGGCUCCUGUCUGAGGAAGUGGUCCUUCAGCUGGCCUGCAGAGUAUUGGAUGUGUUGGAGUUCAUCCAUGAAAAUGAGUAUGUUCACGCAGACAUUCAUGCUGAAAACAUCUACAUCAGCCCAGCACAACAAACAAAGGUAUACCUUGCAGGGUACUGCCAUGCUUUCCGGUACUGUCCUGGUGGCCGGCAUGUGGAGUACCGCGAUGGCAGCCGAACACCACAUGAAGGAGCCAUAGAUUUUAUAAGCCUGGAGUCUCACAAGGGAGCAGGUCCGUCUCGGCGUAGUGACCUGCAGGCUCUGCCCUGGACCUCCCUCACACACACUCCAGCCCGCGUUGCCACUGAGAAGGAGAGGUACAUGGAGGACGUUCCAGGUCUCCUGAGUCACUGCUUCGGACAGAAGAAAGUCUCGAGUGCGCUGCAGGUGUACCUGUCUCAGGUGAUGGCUCUGCAGUACUCUGACCAGCCAGACUACAGGACUCUGAGGACAGGCCUUAGUGCAGCUCUGCAGAAGCUGGGAGGGUCACUGGAGCAACCCCUUGACCUACAGAUGAAAGCGAUCUGAGGAAGAUGAUACUUUGGGAUGAAAAUUCAUUAAUGGGAUUUUAAGUCAACUGAUUUUAAAAUGCUGACUUCAUGACUAUGUGGUGUGGGUCCUGCUGUGGUUUUAUUAUGUUGGACUGCACUCAAGGAGGAGUGUGUAAAGGUGCAUUUCAUUAAGUUCACUGGAGGUGCAGUGCACACAAACUCAUGGUUAUGCCAGGUUAGUGAGCACUGCUGUACUGUGUUAUUGGGUCCCGUGUGGCUCAGUUGGUAGAGCAUGGCGCUUGCAACGCCAGGGUUGUGGGUUCAUUCCCACGGGGGGCCAGUACAAAAAAAGUAGGAAUGUAUGUACUUGUAAGUCGCUCUGGAUAAGAGCGUCUGCUAAAUGACUUAAAUGUAAAUGUAAAAUGUUAUUGUCAGCAGUGGUUGGCGCUGUGGCAGUGAGUGGGUAGUUAAUGUUUAACCUAUGAAAUAAUACAGUUUAUAACAAAGAACCUUUGUUCAGGGUGGUAAUGAUUGUAAGUACAAAAAUGUACACUGUUCCAGUUAUAGAUGUACAUGAUAUGCAUUUUACUUUUUGUAUUUUCAUCACUGGAUAAUACUUUGUUAUUAAAGAGCUUUUAUUAAUUCAA
Molecule: messenger RNA, 12689 nt
Organism: Salvelinus fontinalis (brook trout)
Lineage: Eukaryota; Metazoa; Chordata; Actinopteri; Salmoniformes; Salmonidae
Gene: vrk3
Product: VRK serine/threonine kinase 3
Exons: 13
Coding region: 11054-12079 (341 amino acids)
Biological process (GO): signal transduction; peptidyl-serine phosphorylation
Cellular component (GO): cytoplasm; nucleus
Molecular function (GO): protein serine/threonine kinase activity
Source: RefSeq, a predicted model, not a curated record